CCACGUAACAUUAAAGAUUUGGGCUCAAAGCAGGCCUCUCUCUCUUCUCUCUCUCAUUUUGCUCAAUAAUAAAAUGGCUGCUGCAAAUGCAUUAUGGCAGAACAUCAAAGGGUUGAAUAAUACAAAUAAAUUCUCAUCUUACAACAACAAAAAGAUGAUCAAUCACACCCAGCUUCCUAAUUAUAAUACUCACAAGAACAUCAUUAGUUGCCGCCAAGCUUCUUCUUCCCCUGCCAUCUCAACAUCCACAGAGCUUUCUUCUUCAUCAUCAUCGUCUUCUUCCCAGUGGCCUGAUUUUGCCAAACGCGUAUCUGGUGAAUGGGAUGGUUUUGGAGCAGAUUUUUCCCCUGAAGGAAAACCAUUUGAACUUCCAGAAAAUGUUGUCCCUGAAGCUUACAGGGAAUGGGAGGUUAAGGUGCAUGAUUGGCAGACUCAGUGCCCUACUCUGGCUGAACCGGAAGAUCUCAUUGCCAAGUACAAAUUGAUCAAACUACUUCCCACAGUUGGUUGUGAAGCUGAUGCUGCUACAAGGCAUAGCAUAGAUGAGAGACAUAUAGGUGGAGCGGAAAACAAUGUUUCUGCUUUUGCUUAUCAAUCUAACGGUUCUUAUGCAGCUGUUUGGUGUGUCAAAACUCAAGAUACAUACAAUUUACUUGAGUUGGAGCACUGCUUGGUUCAUCCCCAAGAUCAGGAGUCACGUGUCAGAAUAAUUCAGGGUAUUCGAGUUGAAAAUAGCAAAUUCAAGAUGCAGAAUAUCAAAGUCUUUAUUGAACAAUGGUAUGGCCCUUUCAGAAAUGGGGAAUCACUUGGUGGAUGUUCUAUUCGUGAUACAGCAUUUGCUUGCACCGAGGCAUUAAAUAGUUCAGAAGUAGCUGGGAUAUGGCAAGGCCUAAGUUCUGUCGCCAUCUUCCACAACUCUCAAGAAAAGAAUAUUCAGGAAUUUGUUCAAAAUAAGACCCAGAACUUAACAAGAGAUGGAAGCAAUCUUGUACUGUUACCAAGGAAACUGUGGUGCUCCAUGAAAGAAGACAAAGGGGAAACACACUGUGAGGUGGGAUGGCUUUUUAGCGAGGGAAAUGCCAUUACAUCAAAAUGCACAUUUUCAAGCAAUGCUGAACUGAAGAAUGUAUCUGAGGGCUUUUUAAGUAAUGCACUUGGUGACAAUAAACUUUGUUGGUGCUAGCUAGCUUAUGUCUUUUCCGUGAACUGCAAGUCUGCAAGGAAAUUGCCACAUCACGUGAGACUGCUCUACCGCAAUAGUGUGUUUUCCCUACCAAAAAUAACACUAUGGAAAGAAGCUGCGGACAAAGCAACUCCGAGUGACUUCAGCAGAUGAGAAAAACACUAGUGGAAGCUGAUGCAAUGCAACCCUCAUAGACCGGAAAGAUAUUUUCGCUCAAGUACUGCUCAUUUUACGGGUUAGAUCCAAAUAUAUGGACUUCAAAGCAAAUUCUAGGUGAAUUUCGAUAUAGUAACACACUUGGUCACAGAAAAAUGUUGAAUGAGUGAAUUUGUUAACAUAUCAAUAAAUGAACAUAUUCUUUGUUAUACAUUAAAGAAGAAUUUUCGAUUUUAAGUGUGUA
Molecule: messenger RNA, 1583 nt
Organism: Daucus carota subsp. sativus
Lineage: Eukaryota; Viridiplantae; Streptophyta; Magnoliopsida; Apiales; Apiaceae
Exons: 5
Coding region: 74-1183 (369 amino acids)
Source: RefSeq, a predicted model, not a curated record